Penicillium egyptiacum is the source of this 474-nucleotide messenger RNA. Lineage: Eukaryota; Fungi; Ascomycota; Eurotiomycetes; Eurotiales; Aspergillaceae. The record is from the annotation of a GenBank genome assembly.
AUGGAUCUGCUCGGCAAGUUCAGCCGAACAGUCUUAGAAGACCCUUCCUUUGAGGACGCAACUGUUGCUGUUCUACGCGAUCACUUCAAUCAGUGGGUUACCACGGCACUCAAAGAAGAACAAGGUGUCGAUAGUGGCGACCGUGGACAAAGCGGCCGGUACCGGUCUUUCGUGAUAGUGGACCAGGAGGCCUUAGAGUCGGUCCUAAGCGCCCCGGACGACGACGAAGAAGCGGGAUUCGUUCGGCUGGUGAACGGUGAAUGGGAGCUGGAGGAACCUAGCGAGGAUGAAUUGGAGGAGAAUGACCGUUCUCCGCCGGACGAAGAGCCACUGGAAGGGUGUACGCAACAUGAUGUGGGUUGGAUGAAAGUGCACUACCGUCAGGUGGAGGCUAACGGCUUCGUCGACCUCUCUGACCCCUUUGGUCGGGAGAGGUAUUAUACUCGGCCGCCCGAGAUUCAGAGCAUCGAGUGA